This is a messenger RNA of Morchella sextelata, 1437 nucleotides long. RefSeq lists its product as uncharacterized. The transcript has 3 exons. Lineage: Eukaryota; Fungi; Ascomycota; Pezizomycetes; Pezizales; Morchellaceae. The coding region runs from base 1 to 1437 and encodes 478 amino acids. Gene Ontology annotation, molecular function: membrane insertase activity. Gene Ontology annotation, biological process: protein insertion into mitochondrial inner membrane from matrix; mitochondrial respiratory chain complex IV assembly. Gene Ontology annotation, cellular component: mitochondrial inner membrane. The record is from RefSeq and is a predicted model, not a curated record.
AUGCUGUCUUCAAAGGCGAUCAUGAGGAUGCGGAACAUGCCGCAAUUGCAGGCUCUGGCGGGUGUGAGGAUAGCUUCACGACAGUUUUCCUCCGUGAGAAUACCCCAUCGGCCUCAAUUCGCUCCCACCACCCGGAACACCAGCCUCGCCGCCCUCCGCUUCAGCUCCACGCUCCCCACACCCACGACCACAUUCCCCUCGCCCACCAACACCCUGCCCACGCCCACCGCCGUCGCCGGCGCGGAACAGGCCGGCACAAUCCCCGCGCACACCUCCACGCUGCCCGACUACAUCCCGACCGCCGAGUCGCUGACGCCCAACCUCACCGCCCCGGAGCACAUCGGCUACCUGCAGUCGCUGGGCCUCGACUACGGCUGGGGCCCCACAACGUGCAUCCAAUACCUGCUCGAGCACAUCCACGUGUGGAGCGACACGCCGUGGUGGGCCUCCAUCAUGCUCACCGUGGCCUUCAUCCGUGUCGCGCAGUUCCCAUUCUACCUGCGCAUGUCCGAUACCACCGCGCGCAUGAAGGAGCUCAACCCGCAGGUCGUCGCCCUGACGAAGAAGAUGCGCGAGGCCCAGGCCCGCGGCGACACGGUGGCCAUGGUCAUGGGGCGCCAGAAGGUCAGCGCCCUGUACAAGGCCGCGGGCGUCAACAGGCUCUGGAUCGGGUUCCCGAUCACGCAGCUGCCGCUCUUUUACGGCUUCUAUAAGAACCUGUAUGGCAUGGCGGAGCUCAAGGUGCCGGGCUUGGUCGAGGGCGGCAAGUGGUGGUUCCAUGACCUGACGGUCUGCGACCCGUACUACAUCCUCCCGCUUGUGUCGUCCUUGUCCAUGGGGCUGCAGAUAUACUUGGGCGGUGAUGCCGGCGCGUCGAUGCAGACGAGGCGAAUGAAGCAGGGGAUGGUCCUCAUCCUGCCGCUGUUCUCGUUCCUGUUUGUGAAUAGCUGGCCGGCGGCGCUGACGCUGUACUUCUUCACCAACUCGGUCCUUGGGCUGGCGCAGGCGUUGGCGCUGCGGAAUGUGUGGUUGAGGGAGAAGUUGGGGCUGUAUCCGUUGAAUCCGACUACGCCGAAUCCGCUUGCGCAGGGCCCGAAGGAGGGGCUGAAUGCGCUGAAUAUUGCGACGAAGCCGGGGAAGGUGAUUGAUGUUGUUGGCACGGUGCCGGCGCAGAAGGAGAAGAAGCAGAUUGGAGGCAAGGGAGGGUUUUUAGACAAGAUCACGGGAGGAAGCGUGAGGAAGGAUGGCAAGAAGAAGACCAUCACGGACUACAUCCUUGGUGAAAAGGUCAAGGGUGAGGAGGGAGGCAUCGGCCAGAUGCUGAAUGAUAACAGCGAAAUGAGCAUACAUAAAAAGUAUGAGGAAAAGAGGGAGCGGCAGAUAAAGAAGGAGCUGGCCGCUCAAGAGGAGAAGAGAAGGAAGAUCCUGAAGCUGUAA